Ilex paraguariensis (yerba mate) is the source of this 300-nucleotide messenger RNA. The record is from the annotation of a GenBank genome assembly. Lineage: Eukaryota; Viridiplantae; Streptophyta; Magnoliopsida; Aquifoliales; Aquifoliaceae.
AUGCAACGAGCUGAAUCACCCACUAUUGCCCCAAUCAAUAAGGUAUCUUGGAUCACCGAGUCUGUUCCAUGUUGCCCUGUGCUGAAAAGCGUGCCCAUCUAUGUGAGAGCACAAAUAUGCGCAUACCACAUGCGCCUUUCCGGUGUUUCUUACCCAUGGGGAACUCUUUCCCCUAUUGCAUACUCAUGGCAUUGGUAUCAUCCCUCGUGCUUGUCACAAAUAAAGCCUACUGUUGCAUUACUAAUUUCUCCAUUCAGUUUUCAUGUUAUGAUGGCAUGCAUGCAGAAGAAAGAAAAAUAG